AUGUCUGUGUGCAUUCCGAAAGGAUAUCUUCCAGCAAAUCAAACACCUCCUAAAAAAAGAGUAUGUCGAAGAGCGCUUGCUGGAGAGGUGUUUUUGUGCUGGCCGAAUGUAAACCGUGUUUUGCGGUCCCGACACCGCCCGGUGCAUAUUGUGGCGGGGAAACGACUCACUGUGCAAAGCAUUGAUGUGCUCUUCGCUUGGCUAUGGGGAUGGGGAGACGACCAGUUCCAGAGGAAGCACUGGAACGAGAAGCCAUAUCGUUUGCUUUAUCAACGUAGUUCUGAGACGAUUCGACUCCUGCGAGGAAACGGACAUGCUCGAGAAUGGAGGCGCAAGCUGAAGAAUUCGUUUAUCCAAAGCCAUUGGAUCUUGCCAUAUCCGCAAGGAGACCGGUUUACGAAACGGCAAGGGGGGACGCAACAAGUCUGCUGGUGGUCUAGCUACCACGCUGACCCGACACAGUAUAUGCCCUACGAGGUCGAGGCGGAGCAUAAUCUGUUUGAUUUAUCAGAAAGUGAGGUCUAUGAGGGGGUCUUGCAACUGGCUGCUGAGAGGCAACUUUUGCAAUAUCACACAGACGAGGCUGGGCAUAGUGAGGUCGAGGUUGAGCUGUUCUUCAUGGAGCCUGAGGCGGUCGUUCCACGGGAGAAGGCAUCUCCUAAGGGGGCCAGCAAGGUAAACCAAAUGCGGCAAGAACUCAAGCAUGAGAAAGAAACAUAUCGAGAGCUCCGGUGUAGUCGCAAAAGACGAACAGUGCAGACUGACAGCCAGGAUGAGGAAGAGACUGGCGACGAUACUUCUGACGACGAGCGUGUUGAUCGGCGUGCUAAGAGGCAAAGACAUGUCGUUCGACAGAAGGAGGCGGAGUUACAGCGGGUUCUUGCCGUCGCAGCCAUCGAGCAAAGGAUUCAGCGAGAACGAAAAAAGAAGCAAAAGGAGGCUCAGCGCCAACAGCUGCAAGAGAUUCGAGCUGAGAAAGAACGAAGAAAGAAGCAAAAGGCUGCUCUGCGGCAACAGAUGCGAGCUGAGAGAAAACAACGUUGGCAACUAAUAGAGGAGGAAGAGACACACUCAGACUCGUUUGACAGUGGCGUAGAUAUGGAUGAGGAUGAGGCAUUCUCUAUAUAAUAUUAGCAAAGU
Hyaloscypha bicolor E is the source of this 1140-nucleotide messenger RNA. RefSeq lists its product as uncharacterized. Bases 1 to 1128 code for a protein of 375 amino acids. The record is from RefSeq and is a predicted model, not a curated record. The transcript is spliced from 2 exons. Lineage: Eukaryota; Fungi; Ascomycota; Leotiomycetes; Helotiales; Hyaloscyphaceae.